AUGGCGGAGUCCCAUGUCGCCAACGAGCCGCAGCUUGCGCCGCAUGUGACGGCGACCAAUGCGACCAACACGUCGAACAUAGAGGACAUUCGCAAGAGUUACCGCAUCGGCAAGAAGAUCGGUACAGGUCGGUUCGGAACGGUUCACGAGGCGGUUGAUAGGCAAACAGGCGUCCACGUGGCAGUGAAGGCGAUCCCUAAGGAUAAGUACAAAUGCGCCGCGCUGUCGAUCUUCCGCAAGAAGGACAAGGCGGAGGCGGAAUCCACCCUUCGCCUGCUCCGCGGAGAGGCGGAAAUUAGCCAGGCGAUUGGCGGAAGGCAGGGGGACGCGCAAGCGGAAGGACAGGCGGAAGGGCGGUCGAAUGUGGUGGAGGUGUUAUCUGUGAUAGAGGGGCGGCGCCACAUGUACAUAGUCAUGGAGCUCUGCCGCGGCGGCUCGCUCGCUAGUUACCUCGUGAAGCGGCGGCGCGGUGAGGUAACGGGCCUCGCACCUGCUGCCCCGACCGCGAUCGAAUCGUCUGCCGUGGAUCGAGGCCACGCGGGGAACGCAGGGGGGAAGCUAUCGGCGCACGAGCAGGGCGCAGAGUCGGAGGGGGAGGGGGAGGCGGAGGCGGAGUCUUUUGCCCACCGCCUGCGCCAAUUGAGCUCCGACGAUCUCUCCUCAUCUUGCGCUGCGUCUGACGCGGGACGGGAGAUCGACGACGAUCACGACGCGUUGACCGCGGAGAGCCGGCGCGAGGUCGCAAACCACGCAAUCUCCCCCGCUACAUCCUCCGCUACCGCCGGUUAUUCCGCCCUGGCGUUCCUCGAGCGCGGCGCGUUCGGCGCGGCGCGACGGCAGCAGCAGGAGCGGGAGGACGAGGCGGCGUGGGUGGCAUACGAGCUCGCGUCGGCUGUCGCGUACCUCCACUCGCAAGGCAUCGUCCAUCGCGACAUCAAACCAGAGAACGUGCUCAUCUCGCUGCCGCCCCGGUUGGUUCUAGCUGAUUUCGGAUUGGCUGAGAGGGUCAAGGAGGACGGUACAGUGCGACGCGGAAUGGUGGGCAGCCCUGCUUACAUCUCCCCCGAGGUCGCCGGAGGGCUGACCACCGGUUACCCCUCGGAUAUCUGGGGUAUUGGCAUCUGCCUCUUCCUGACCCUUUCUGGCGGGCAGUUACCCUUUUCCGGCCGCGACACGAGGGCGCUUCUGAGAAACAUCCGGCGGGUGGCGCUGCCAAUGGGAACGGCGGCAUGGAUGGGCGUGUCAGGGGAAGCUAAAGCGGUGGUGCGGCAGUUGCUGGCAGCAAAGCCUAGUGAGCGGCCGUCUGCAAGGGAGAUAAUGGAGAUGCCGUGGGUGGUGGAGGGGCGGAACAGGUGGCUUCUGAGGCACUACGGGCAAUAG
Closterium sp. Yama58-4 is the source of this 1380-nucleotide messenger RNA. NCBI's taxonomy places the organism in Eukaryota, Viridiplantae, Streptophyta, Zygnematophyceae, Desmidiales, Closteriaceae. The record is from the annotation of a GenBank genome assembly.